AACAAAAUUUCGACGGUUAACGAAUUUCAUUAAAUUUUCAACUGACACGUUUUACUGAACUUGCAACAUAUUCAUUCAAAAAUUUAUGACAAAUUUACAAUAGUUUAAACACAACAUUUUUAUACACUUAGAAAAUAAACUGCAAAUAUGUUCGUCAAUAACCCGCUGAGCUCAAAAAGUGAACAAGUAUCUGAACAAGUUUUCCAACCAAUACGAGUUCCUGUGAUAAUUGGAAAUGAUGUGUACAUCGUUACCCAACAAGAUGUUCGAAAUAUAAUCGAGACUCGCCAUAUUUCAUGUUUCAAAUGUCCGAAUGGGUUAAGAGACCUGCAAGACUUUUUCGUCCAUAGCAACCCUACACAACCUCAACAAAAUAACUCGCAGCAGAACAGCGGCAACUCGUUUCAAAAUAUAUCGCAGUACCUGGAUACUAUUAAUAAUGCAACAAAUUUGGUCCAAUGUCACUGUUCACAAAAUGGCGCUAGUGCACAGACGCAAAAGUCACCAAGCAACAUAGCUCCACUUCGAGCCCAGAUUGACUGGGAGUCCAAAGAUUGUAAUGGCAUUAAGCCGGACCAAUUUACCUACACAAAAAGGACUUCUACCACCGAUCUUAGGGAUUUCAAUGUAAAACUUGACUGCAACAAAGGUUCCUAUAACCCCCGCCACAUAAUAAAAAUUCUAAUAUCGAAAGGAACGAACGUUAGCGCUUCAGAAAUUCUUGAAGAUAUUGAACAACAGAAAAUGGAAGUGGAGUACUCGUCUCCAACAGCUCAGGAGCAACGAAAGCAAAAAAAGCAACUCGAAAGCAACCAUCAACUUUAGACAUUUUUUUUUUUGUAAAAUAUUAGAAAAUUCGUUAAUUGUCAUAUAAGCUUUCUAGUCAGCCUUUUUUGUUGUAGAUACAUAUUUGUUAAAUGUCAAAAAAUUUAAAAAAAAAUAUUCAUUAUAAUUAAAAAACAUAAAUAUG
This is a messenger RNA of Hermetia illucens (black soldier fly), 970 nucleotides long. RefSeq lists its product as uncharacterized. The record is from RefSeq and is a predicted model, not a curated record. Lineage: Eukaryota; Metazoa; Arthropoda; Insecta; Diptera; Stratiomyidae. The transcript is spliced from 4 exons. The coding region runs from base 148 to 825 and encodes 225 amino acids.